AUGUCAUGCCUAAGUUUGUGGUGUUGGUGGCUCAUAUCAAUUUUUCAGUUGGCAUCCGCAACGGCUAGUACAAUAAACACAACGACUACAGCAAAGUCCAAAUCAUCUUCGGUAACGGAGGACCCGUUUCCUGUACUCACGGUAGGUAAGGAUGGUAUGGGAAGCUAUUAUGUUAAUACCACGUUUGGUACAGCUGGUCAACAUCAGCGAUUAGCAAUAGAUAUCGUCCAACCAUACAUGAACUUGGUUUCCGGAAUGAAUGAAAGUAGCGGUGGAUACUUCAUCAACGAAUCUACAUCAUCUAUUCCUGUUUCUCCUGGCCAAGUAUACGAGCUUUCUUUCGUUGACGGUAGAGCCAUUAAUUGUACAUUAGUAACAGACGAUAUGAACUUCACAAGUGUUUCAUUAGAAAACUCUUCCUUUGCUUUGAUAACCAACUUAGUGGAGAAUCAGGAUAAUAUUCAGUUUGAGUCAGGAAGUUUAUCAAUUUCAAAUGUUUCCUUCUUCAAUAUCGAAUCUUCGAACUUCAAGUCGUCAGGCUUGUUAGGGUUGAGUGGGAAGGUCACAAACCCAGGUACCGAUAUAGAUAGCUCACAAUACACAGAAUACUCUUAUUUCUUGUCUUUAUUGAAGGAUGCGAACUUCAUCGAAAGCCCGUCAUAUUCAUUGUGGUUGGCUGGGGACACGUCCACAUACAAGACAUAUAGAGACCCAAUACUCAAUUGCGGGAAAUUACUUCUUGGGGGAGUUGAUCCCUCGUUGUUCACCGGUACGUUGGGACAAUUCGACUUAAUUCCUUAUGCUGAUCCAGUGACUAAUGCCAUAACUAUUGGGUAUCCCAUCGUGCCAUUAGGCCCAAUUUAUAUUGUUUCAAACAGUGGAGAAAGUUUGAAUAUGACGUCCAAGGAUUUUUUAAGCCCAGCUUUGCUCGACUCCACUUCUUCAGUUAGUUAUCUGCCAACCAGUACAAUUAUUCAGAUCGCUGUCCAAAUUGCGGCGACUUAUGUGGAAUCCCUAGACAGAUGGUUAGUUCAAUGUUCAAUGGCGGAUAUGGGCGUAACGCUAGCUUUUAGGCUUCGAGAUUUGUUCAUCGAGAUCCCUCUGCGUGAUUUACUGUCAUCCACUUACGACACAUCCACUAAUUCUUCGAUGCUUUUCAGCUCAGGACAAGAGGCUUGUUUCCUGACGCUAUAUGCCAAUACAAAUACCGGAUUGAACAUACUCGGAGAGGCUUUCAUGAAAAAUAUUUACAUGGCAAUGGACUUAGAGGACAACACCAUAGCCAUUGCACAGGCCAAGAAGGUUGAAGACGAUGCAGUUAUUGAUGAUGCAAAUGAAACUACAACAUCCGCUGUUAUAAAAAAAAUUUCAUCAGGUUAUAUCCCUUAUGCAAAGGUGAUGAAUAGUAGUAUCACGAGGAACUUGACUCUUUAUCCAUCCUACAGAUCCGGCUAUAUGUUUACUGUCCCAGGUCAGUUGACAGCAGCAUAUUCAGAUGGUGUCAUCACAGGCGCAGGUCGGUCCUUUUACGAUACUUCAAGAACAAGCACGAGUCCUAGAUCAACUAGUAGCCUAUUUGACAGUUUUUCUGUAUCAGCCUCAGAAGAAUGGACGAAUUCAAGUAAUAGAACUAGUAGCGUAUCGGGAGCGGCAGUUUGCCUGAGUAACCCUUAUAGAUUGAAUGACAAAACAAUAGGAUUUGUAGCCCGUGUGGCUUCAUUGCUACUACUCUCCACAUUCUCAGUUUUAAUAUUUCUUUAA
This is a messenger RNA of Saccharomyces kudriavzevii IFO 1802, 1761 nucleotides long. It is a transcript of the gene YPS7, whose product is annotated as putative aspartic endopeptidase. Bases 1 to 1761 code for a protein of 586 amino acids. The record is from RefSeq and is a predicted model, not a curated record. The transcript has a single exon. Gene Ontology annotation, biological process: proteolysis. Gene Ontology annotation, molecular function: aspartic-type endopeptidase activity. Lineage: Eukaryota; Fungi; Ascomycota; Saccharomycetes; Saccharomycetales; Saccharomycetaceae.